Molecule: messenger RNA, 282 nt
Organism: Pieris macdunnoughi
Lineage: Eukaryota; Metazoa; Arthropoda; Insecta; Lepidoptera; Pieridae
Source: the annotation of a GenBank genome assembly
AUGUUUGGUAUUAGUACCCCGACCAAAAAUAAGCCAUCACCGUCUUCAAGCGUGACUGAUAGAGCGACCGAGGCAGAGUUGCCCUCUUUACAAGCGCCUGCCCCGACUCCGGCUACAGGAGCGCAGAAAAGCGCGGGGGAGAUGGAAGCCACCACGUUGCAAGGACAAGAAGAAGGUAACUUAAGUAAAAGUUUACAGAUUACGUAUUUCGGAAGCAGCGGCUUUACAGCAGAGUGCGUUCGUACAGUUGAAUGCUACGAGGAAUCUCAAGGUAGAAAUUAA